Messenger RNA from Diabrotica balteata, 1452 nucleotides. The record is from the annotation of a GenBank genome assembly. NCBI's taxonomy places the organism in Eukaryota, Metazoa, Arthropoda, Insecta, Coleoptera, Chrysomelidae.
GGUUCGGAAUCGGGUCCACAUGAGAAGCUUCUUCUCAACAAUUUGCUGGCUGCUUACAAUGUCCUGGAGAGACCCGUUGCCAACGAGUCAGAACCCUUGGAAGUUAAAUUCGGCCUAACUUUACAGCAAAUUAUUGAUGUGGACGAGAAGAAUCAACUCCUAAUAACAAAUAUUUGGCUUUCUUUGGAAUGGAAUGACUACAACCUACGAUGGAAUGAAUCUGACUAUGGAGGAGUUAAGGACUUGCGGAUCACUCCCAACAAGCUAUGGAAACCUGACGUGCUUAUGUAUAACAGUGCUGAUGAGGGUUUCGACGGGACUUACCAAACUAAUGUUGUGGUCAAACAUAACGGCAGCUGCUUGUAUGUCCCACCCGGUAUCUUCAAGAGCACAUGCAAGAUAGACAUUACGUGGUUCCCAUUUGACGAUCAACAUUGUGACAUGAAGUUUGGUAGCUGGACCUAUGAUGGCAAUCAGCUGGAUCUUGUGCUUAAUUCCCCGGAUGGAGGCGAUCUAUCUGACUUUAUAACGAACGGCGAAUGGUACUUAAUUGGUAUGCCAGGGAAGAAAAACACCAUUGUUUACCAGUGUUGUCCAGAACCAUAUGUGGACGUGACAUUUACUAUCCAGAUUAGAAGACGAACACUGUACUACUUUUUCAACUUGAUCGUGCCAUGUGUACUGAUUUCUUCAAUGGCUCUCCUAGGUUUUACAUUGCCACCGGAUUCUGGAGAAAAACUGACACUAGGAGUGACCAUCUUGCUAUCGUUGACUGUGUUCCUGAACCUCGUGGCUGAAACCUUGCCCCAAGUAUCUGAUGCCAUUCCCUUGUUAGGAACAUAUUUCAACUGUAUUAUGUUUAUGGUGGCUUCUUCGGUGGUACUUACAGUUGUGGUACUCAAUUACCAUCAUCGUACCGCUGACAUUCAUGAGAUGCCUCAAUGGAUAAAAUCAGUCUUCCUACAAUGGCUGCCAUGGAUUCUAGGGAUGAGUCGACCAGGCAAAAAGUUAACCCGCAAAACAAUCAUGAUGAACAGUCGAAUGAAGGAACUGGAAUUGAAAGAGCGAUCUUCAAAGAGUCUUUUGGCGAACGUGUUAGACAUUGACGACGAUUUCCGAAACGUAACAGGUACUACCAGUACUAGCAGUGCUGGAAACAAUUCUAAUUUGAAUCCGAAUCUAGGAGCAGGAUUUAUAAGACAUCCUACGACAAUAGAAGAAGCCAACAUUGCCAGUGGUGGCAGCUUUCAACGAGAUCUCCAGCACAUCCUUCGAGAACUACAGUUCAUUACGAAUAGAAUGAAGAGAGCAGAUGAAGAAGCUGAAGUAAUUAGUGAUUGGAAGUUUGCGGCUAUGGUAGUAGAUAGAUUCUGUCUCAUAAUAUUUACGUUAUUUACAAUCAUCGCUACAGUUGCCGUGCUAUUUUCGGCACCUCACAUCAUUGUCCAAUAG